GCCGCACCAGCAGCUGCCGCACGACAAGCUCCCUCUCCCUCUCUGUCUCUCCGAGAAAUCGCGACCUAAUUCAUAAUCACAACAACCGCCUUCCGUCUCUUUCUGCGCUGCCCGCGGCUGUCUAUCUCGUUGAAGCUAUCUGUGCGGCGUGGAGUGUUGCAGUCUUACAGCCUUUUGCUUCUUAUUUUGUAUAAGAACAAUAUCCGCAAAUCAUGUCGCGAGUUUGUGUGAAAAACUUGCCCAAGUAUGUAGUGGAGGACCAUCUGAGAGAAUUCUUCUCCCAGAAAGGGGAAGUGACAGAUGCCAAGCUUAUGCGCACCAAGGAUGGGAAGAGUCGGCAAUUUGGGUUUGUGGGUUAUAGGACGGAGCAUGAAGCUGAGGAAGCCAUUAAGUAUUUCAACAAAUCUUUCAUGCAUACUUCCAGAAUUACUUGUGAGCCAGAUUGCUCGGAAGGUUGGAGAUCCUGAUAUUCCUCGUCCUUGGAGCCGACACUCAUUGAAGCAAAAGGAGAAUUUGUCUGCAGAAGAAAAAAAUGCAACUGUUUUUAAAGUUUCUAAAGCCUUAGAACAAGAGGGGAAGACUAAGAAAAGUGUCAAGGAUGAUGACACCGAUGACCCCCAAUUUCAAGAGUUUCUUGAGGUUAUGCAGCAUCGUAGCAAGUCAAAAUUGUGGGCAAAUGAUACAGUAGCCGCAGUCUCUCGUGAGCAAAGUAAUCCGGUGCCAGAUAACAAUUACAAGACGGAAAAAGGAGAAGAAAAUAAAUUAGAUGGAGAUCUUGAAGGAACUGAAGGAGAACUGGAUGCUCCAUCUAAAAAAACAGACACACCUCAAAUUUUGGUUCAUGAUGAAGUUGUAUCCGACAUGGAUUAUUUCAGGAGCAGAAUUAAAAAGAAAUGGUCAGAUUCAGAAAGUAGUGAUACUGAGGGUAGUAUUGAUGGCACUGAUCAUAGUGAUAGUGAUAAUGAUGACAGUGGUGCGCAUAAAGAAAAGAACAACUGUGAUCCUGUUGAGAAUACACUUGAACCUGAUGUUUCUGGAGGGGAGGUUGAAAAUGGCUCCUCUAAAGAAUGUGAAAAUGGCUCAGAUGAACCAUCAUCCAGUCCGAAAAACGAUAAUGCUGAAGUUCUAGAAUCUAGCCGUCUGUUCAUCCGCAAUCUUCCCUACACUGCCACUGAGGAGGAACUAGAAAGUCACUUCAGCAAAUUUGGUACUGUGUCUCAAGUCCAUAUAGUUAUUGACAAAGAAACAAGACGCUCCAAAGGAUUUGCUUAUGUUCAAUUUGCUCUCCCAGAAUCUGCUGCUAGGGCUUUGGAAGAGAUGGACAGCUCAAUUUUUCAGGGGAGAUUAUUGCACGUCAUGCUUGCUAAACAAAAAAAGCCUUCCUAUGUACAAGAGAUUAAAAAUGAUGAAAGACCAUCUUCGAAAACACUCAAACAUAAGAGGACUGAUGAAAGGAAGGCAUUGGAAGCAGCAGGAAACACAAGGGCAUGGAAUAGUUUAUUUAUGCGUCCUGAUACUGUGGUUGAGAACAUUGCACGCAAAUUUGGUGUCAAUAAGAGUGAACUUCUAGAUAGAGAAUCUGAUGACCUCGCUGUUAGAAUUGCACUGGGGGAAACUCAGGUGAUUGCUGAGACUAAAAAAGCUCUAUCAAGUGCUGGGGUUAAUGUUGCCUCAUUAGAAGAGUUUGCUUCUGGUAAAACUGAUAGUCUAAAGAGAAGCAACCAUGUUAUAUUGGUGAAGAAUUUACCGUAUGGUUCAUCUGAAAGUGAAUUGUCAAGUAUGUUCGGCAAGUUUGGCAGCUUGGAUAAAAUCAUUAUCCCUCCUACUAAGACGUUGGCUUUGGUUAUCUUUUUAGAGCCUGCUGAAGCCCGUGCAGCUUUCAAAGGUUUAGCAUACAAGCGUUACAAGGAUGGUCCGCUGUACUUGGAAUGGGCACCUGGUAAUAUUCUUAGUCAGGCUUCGGCUGUUGAUGAUGACAAAGUUGUAGGUGAACUUGAUGUAAAGAAAGUUGUGCUGAAACAUCAGAUUGAAGAUAUUGCGGAAGCAGAUGUUGACCCUGAUAGAGUCGAGUCACGCUCGUUAUAUGUCAAGAACCUGAACUUCAAAACAUCCGAUGAAAGUGUGAAAAAGCAUUUCGUAGAGCACAUGAAGGGAGGAAAGAUACUUAGUGUCAGGGUCAAGAAACAUGUAAAGAAUGGGAAGAGUCUUUCAAUGGGAUUUGGUUUCGUAGAGUUUGAUAGUGUUGAUACAGCAGUGAAGGUUUGCAAGGACCUGCAGGGAUCUGUUCUGGAUGGGCAUGCCCUCAUCUUGCAACUUUGCCAUUAUAAAAAAGAUGAAACAAUUCCUAAAAAAAUUGAAAAUGACAUGAGUUCAACUAAAUUGAUUGUGAGGAAUGUAGCUUUUGAGGCAACUGAAAAGGAUCUGAAGCAAUUAUUUAGUCCCUUUGGUCAGAUAAAAAGAUUAAGGUUGCCAAUGAGGUUUGGCAACCAUAGAGGUUUUGCUUUCGUAGAGUAUGUCACAAAACAAGAAGCUCGGAAUGCCCUUGAAGCUCUCUCAAACACCCAUCUCUACGGUCGCCACUUGGUACUGGAGAGGGCAAAAGAAGGAGAGAGCUUAGAUGAAUUGCGAGCAAGAACAGCCGAGCAGUUCACUGGCUCUGCUAAGUUAUCUAAUAAAAGAAAGCACCUCACCCUACUAGAUGAAGGGAAUGUCAAGUUUCAACGAAUUGUGGAAUAGAAUUUUGUUAAGUAUAGUUUGUCUCAUUAACUUUGUUAACUCGAAAUGCGAAUUGUAUAAUUUUGAUAUUUGAAAACCAACAGUUUUGAGGGUAGUCUUGCGCCGCCGUGUAGCAGUUGAUGUAAAACUGGCAAUUUUGGGAUUUUUUCUUUCUUUUCGAGCUACUGAAGUUCUCUUACCCUAAAUUAAAAUUUGUGAAUGUUGAACGGGCUUGAAUGUGACAAUUUUAGUAUUAACUCAAGAUGUUGCGAAA
This is a messenger RNA of Salvia miltiorrhiza (redroot sage), 2989 nucleotides long. Its product is annotated as multiple RNA-binding domain-containing protein 1. The record is from RefSeq and is a predicted model, not a curated record. The coding region runs from base 301 to 2736 and encodes 811 amino acids. The transcript is spliced from 16 exons. Lineage: Eukaryota; Viridiplantae; Streptophyta; Magnoliopsida; Lamiales; Lamiaceae. Gene Ontology annotation, molecular function: RNA binding.